Molecule: messenger RNA, 3370 nt
Organism: Carlito syrichta (Philippine tarsier)
Lineage: Eukaryota; Metazoa; Chordata; Mammalia; Primates; Tarsiidae
Gene: TBKBP1
Product: TBK1 binding protein 1
Exons: 15
Coding region: 56-2053 (665 amino acids)
Biological process (GO): canonical NF-kappaB signal transduction
Cellular component (GO): cytoplasm
Source: RefSeq, a predicted model, not a curated record
ACGGCCCCCUCCAUGGUUGCUCCUGCUCUCGCAGGAGGCCCAGCGCGGCCGCACCAUGGAGUCCAUGUUUGAGGACGACCUCAGCAUCCUGACCCAGGAGGCGCUGGGGCCCAGUGAGGUGUGGCUGGACGGUCCUGGAGACCCCGCGCUGGGGGAGGACAUGUGCUCUGCCUCCCACUUCGCCCUCAUCACCGCCUAUGGAGACAUCAAGGAGCGGCUGGGGGGCCUGGAGAGGGAAAAUGCCACCCUCCGCCGCCGCCUCAAGGUCUAUGAGAUCAAGUACCCACUGAUCAGUGACUUCGGGGAGGAGCAUGGCUUCUCUCUGUAUGAAAUCAAGGACGGCUCCCUGCUGGAGGUGGAGAAGGUCAGUCUGCAGCAGCGGCUCAACCAGUUCCAGCAUGAGUUGCAGAAGAACAAGGAGCAGGAAGAGCAGCUCGGAGAGAUGAUCCAGGCCUACGAGAAGCUCUGCGUGGAGAAGAGUGACUUGGAGACGGAGCUGGGAGAGAUGCGGGCCCUGGUCGAGACCCACCUGCGCCAGAUCUGUGGCUUGGAGCAGCAGCUGCGGCAGCAGCAAGGCCUCCGGGACGCCGCCUUCUCCAGCCUGAGCCCCCCGCCGGCACCCGCCCCGCCCUGUGCGGAGCUGGACCUGCACUACCUGGCACUGGGAGGGGGAUCUGGCUUGGGUCACGCAGGCUGGCCAGGCCCCACGCCCAGCAUGAGCGAGCUGGAGCGGCGGCGGCUCGAGGAGGCUCUGGAGGCUGCCCAGGGAGAGGCCCGGGGAGCUCAGCUCCGAGAGGAGCAGCUCCAGGCGGAGUGUGAGCGGCUGCAGGGGGAGCUGAAACAGCUGCAGGAGACCCGGGCCCAGGACCUGGCCUCCAACCAGUCGGAGCGGGACAUGGCGUGGGUGAAAAGGGUCGGGGACGAUCAGACCCAAGCCCAGCUCUUCUCGAGGUGUCGGGGGCUGAGAGAGACUCGCUCAGCUGUUGCUGUGCUCCGUGUCCCCAGUUGGGUUCACGCUGCCCUCGCUAGGGAAGAGGAAAGAGAUGGUCUCUCAUGGGCGCCCACCCUACUCAGACCCUUCAGCCAGGGGGAGCGCGUCUUACCAGAGGCCGCCUCGGGGCUCUUCCUCUCUUUCCUGGGGCUUCGGACUCUGCCUUGGGCCUCUGAUCUCUGCAUCUGGAGCCAGCAGUUCCUGCUGCCGUCCCCACGCUGCCUUGGCCCACAAGCUCUGGCCAUGAAUGCUCCCGUGAAAACAGACACCCAGAUUAGACCUGACCGGACGGCCGCCCUCCAGCCUCUGCGUGGGCUGCGGUUAGUGGUGGGGAAGAAGUGUGAACUCGAGAGAGAGGAUGGAAACUGCACAGAGGUCAAGGGCAGUGUGGGUCUCCCUUGGCUGGGCACCCGGCGGCCCACAGCCGUCGACUUGCAGGCCUGGGGCUCCCUGAGGCUGGCCGAGGGUUCUGCAGCUGGCGUGAGGGUGGCAGGGGCUGCUAUGAGGAGCCGGGCUCUGGGGACCGCGGUGUGGCUGGUCGGGGAGAGCGAAGGGGGCUCGAGGCGCCAGAAAGGAAGUGGUGGAGCACGGCUUGUUGAGAGCGACUUCCUCCUACCCCCGGCCCGGCCGGGCCUGCAACCUCAAGCCCGCUCCACGGCCCGGUGCCUGUGGUCCCCUCCCCGAGGGUCGGUCUGUGAGGAGGGUGCCAGGAGCGGGAUGGUAGAAACUAGGGUAGCUCUUGACAGGGAGGGAGGCAAGAACGGGAGUGAUGGCACCCGGGAACUGAGUGUGGCAGGCAUGAGCUCUGAGGCAGGGCCCUGGAUAGGGCACUGGAGAUUAAAUGUGGUGACAGAACCCUUACCAAUGAGGAACUCCCAGGAGAGUUCAGACAAGGCAGCCUUCGAGAGCUGCUCCGUGGGAGUGGUGCUCCCUCUGCUGAUGGAGACAGUGGGCUCUGACAUCCGCAGCUGUCCUCUCUGCCAGCUGGGUUUCCCUGUCGGAUACCCGGAUGAUGCCCUCAUCAAACACAUUGACUCCCACCUGGAGAACAGCAAGAUCUAGGGCGCCUCCCCCACCCACUGGCUGGUUUUCUGCCCCUCCCAUCACCCCAAAACAAUCACUCUGAAUGCUGCAUGAAUCUCGUGGGGGGCCCCUGCCCCUGGCGACCCCCAGAUACCUCCACUAGCUACCGAGUCAACGUGCGUGCCGUCUUCCCUGGUCCGGGCACCACUCAGCUCUGGCUCUUCCUGGGCGGUCAGCCGAGGCUCCCCCACCUUCCUGGCUUCUGCUGGGGAGGUGGAGAUCUGGGCUGGGAUGGAGAGGGGCUUGCCCCUCCCAGUGUCUCCCUCUGCCUUUCCGUUCUUAAACAGGGUUGGAUCCCAGAAGGUGUCAGUGCCCGGGCCAUGGGAAGGGGUGGGUGUCGGAGGACUCCGGGAGCUUCUGGGCCCCUCCCCGGAUGCCCCUCUUUCUCAGGCUGGGCUCUGUCUGGGUAGCCCCGCUCUGCACACUGAUGCUGGCUCCUCAUCCCAUGGCUGGCUUGGGCUUGUGGUGUGGGCUCCCUUGGGGGAAGGAGCAUCUGGUUUCUCACCGUUUCCUGUAGGCCAGCCCGGUCCUCCCUACCCUGCUCUCUGCCCACUCUGGGCUAUAGGGAGGGUGGGAGAGGAGGGAGAGGGCCCUGGAGGAUGGGAGGAUCCAGCCGGAGGCUGCCCUGAGGGCUGGGGAACUGUCUGCCAGCCCCCCAGGCCCAUGCUCUGCUCCUGGAGCCCUGGCACUGAGGCACAGAUUGUCAAGGCCGAUGCCCCCUCCACCAGUGCCCUGGAACCCACGUGUGACUCAGCCUCUGUCAGCCGGGUGGGUGCCGUCAGCCCCUGCCUCCCAGGCCAGAACCUGAGAAUGGGCCCAGAGUGCUGUGGAGAUCAACUUCAAAAGAGCUAACCCCUUCCCACACCUCACUCACCCACAUUUCCUCUGUGAAAUCUACCUCAGAGUCGUACCCUCAGAAGGAUGGGUAAGCAGGAGGCCAGGGGGUCCCCAGGGCUGAGGUGGGGAGCCUCCCAUGGCAAGAGCCUGCCACCCACAAAUGAAUCCACCCCCUACCACUGUGCGCCUCUCCCAGGUCUCAGCCCCGGGAGGGGGCAGUGGCUGCUACCGACAGCGCAUGUCCUGCUCUGAUCCAGCUCUUCCAGGCCCCACCUUCUGCACCCUUCCCCUCCAUAGUGCAGGGGAGUGUCCAGCGGGGAGGGGGCCGAGGACACGUGUCAUGUACCCUGCGUGCCCCUGGGGAGGGGAAGUGGGGAAGGGGCCCGGAGAGGUGAGGCACGGUGCCUGUGCUCUCUGAACAAGUUGAAAGUCCAAAUAAAACGUAUCUGUUCCAUCUGC